Hyposmocoma kahamanoa is the source of this 1171-nucleotide messenger RNA. RefSeq names its product 1-acyl-sn-glycerol-3-phosphate acyltransferase beta-like. Bases 405 to 1052 code for a protein of 215 amino acids. Gene Ontology annotation, cellular component: membrane; endoplasmic reticulum. Gene Ontology annotation, molecular function: 1-acylglycerol-3-phosphate O-acyltransferase activity. The record is from RefSeq and is a predicted model, not a curated record. Gene Ontology annotation, biological process: phosphatidic acid biosynthetic process. The transcript has 5 exons. Lineage: Eukaryota; Metazoa; Arthropoda; Insecta; Lepidoptera; Cosmopterigidae.
GAACUCUUUCACAAGGAGCUCUACUGCUACUGGACGCUGGAUGAUGAGGUCCCGGGUUCCAUUCCUUAGGUCCAGUAGGACGAAUUUAGGAAAUGAACUUUUCUAAGUUGGUUCAGGUCUAAGUGUUCUGGGUUAUGCCCAAGAGUGAAUUCCGUUGUUCUCGUACUCAUAAUACAGGGAAUUCCAUAAUUAGGAAUUUCCUAGACCAGGUAAUUGGUGUGGUUGUCUGCCACAUUAUUACGUAAUUAUUAAUAUUGCUAUUGAUUUGUUUGAUUUGUUGCUGGGAACAUUGGAGAGUAUCGUUUUCACAAAACAACGUAUACAGUGGUCGGAUGGAGUGAAUGAUCGCUAUUGACAUAAUAAAUGGCACUUAGUGUAGAGUGAUCGCAAAAGUAACGAAGCACAUGACAAAAUUGUUUGGCUUGCGAUGGGAGCUGAGAAAUGGACAUAUCCUAGCUGAGGACCGUGGAGCUGUAAUUGUGUCCAACCACCAGUCGUCACUCGAUAUAUUCGGAAUGUUUGAUAUAUGGGAAGUAGCACAAAAAUUAUCUGUGAUAGCGAAGAAGCAGUUAUUCUACGUAUGGCCUUUUGGAUUAUCUGCCUACUUAUCUGGAACAGUUUUUAUCGACAGAAACAAUCCGAAGAGUGCUUAUAAGCAAAUUCAGGUGAUGUCCGAUGUUUUGGUUAAGAAUAAGACUAAAUUAUGGAUAUUCCCUGAGGGUACGAGGAACAAGGACUGUACAAAACUGAUGCCGUUUAAGAGGGGAGCUUUCAAAAUCGCUGUGAACGUUCAAGUGCCCAUUAUCCCAGUAGUAUUUUCUCCCUAUUACUUCAUUAAUUCUAAGAAGUACUUAUUUAAUAAAGGGCAUGUUAUUAUUAAGUUCCUAGACCCUGUGCCAACAGACGGUCUUACAGAGGAAGACAUUCCAAAUCUGAUGAAUCGCAUCUUCGAAGUAAUGCAGACGGAAUACAAAAAGCUAUCGAAAGAAGUUAUUGAAGCUUUACCGCGCGACUACCCCCUCGCCGUACCGUUACCGCAAACCGAUUCGUAGGUACCUACUUUAGGUACUUGUAAUAGGACAUAAAGUAUCUGUUACACAUUUUGUUUUAUUUGAUAAGAUAAUCUAUUUAUUACUCACAAGUAUUUUAAUAAAUUUUAUUAAAUAGAUCA